Trichogramma pretiosum is the source of this 1909-nucleotide messenger RNA. RefSeq names its product WW domain-containing oxidoreductase (gene Wwox). Bases 290 to 1534 code for a protein of 414 amino acids. The record is from RefSeq and is a predicted model, not a curated record. The transcript is spliced from 6 exons. Gene Ontology annotation, molecular function: protein binding. Lineage: Eukaryota; Metazoa; Arthropoda; Insecta; Hymenoptera; Trichogrammatidae.
UCCCAGACGCGAACGCGUUCGAGGUUAUGAAUGCACUUGCCUGCACUGCUGUAGUGCACUGCACGCCCAUGACGUGAAGCGCAUCGCGUUGCGAAUCACGUGUGUCAAAGUAUCAUGAUCGUGCACAUCUGCCUCGUUUGUUGUUAGACAGACUAUAGCCGAGUUUGUUGCUAUUUUUUGUACAGAGAUUUUCUAUUGCAUUAUGAGAGUCGAUCGUUAUUGUUGAUUGUGUGGAAUCUUGCGACUUUUUUACAUUUUAUAUUAAAUAUAGGAGUGCCGGAACGAGAAUAUGGUGGGCCUUUUAAACGAUUCUGACAGCGACGACGAACUGCCGCCCGGCUGGGAGGAACGUGCGAGCGUCGACGGCAACGUUUAUUACGUCAAUCACUUCACGAAAUGCACCCAAUGGACACACCCUCAAACGGGACGCAAGAAGAUUGUCAAGGGUGAAUUGCCCACGGGUUGGGAGAAACGCGUCUCCGACGAUGGAAAAAUUUUGUUCGUCGACCAUGUAAAUAGAACUACGACAUACACGGAUCCAAGACUGGCUUUUGCUCACGAAUACAGAGAAGCGUCGCAACCUGUUAGGCAGCGUUAUGAUGGCUCCAGUACUGCAUUGGCUGUACUAUAUGGCAGAGAUUUGAGAAAUAAAGUGGCUUUAAUUACAGGAGCAAAUACUGGAAUUGGAUUUGAAACAGCUAGAUCUCUUGCAAUUCAUGGAUGCACAGUUGUACUGGCUUGUCGAAAUCAAGAGAAAGCUAAAGCGGCUGUUAAAAAAAUUCAACAAGAAAAAGAUAAUGUAAUUUGUCACAUUUUACAAUUAGAUCUAAACUCUUUACAAAGUGUCAAAGAAGCUGCCACAAAAUUUAAACUAAAAUUUAGAACUCUUGAUAUUCUCAUUUUGAAUGCUGGAGUAUUUGCUCUUCCUUACACAUUAACUCAAGAUGGUUACGAAAUGACAUUUCAAGUAAAUCAUUUGUCUCAAUUUUAUCUUACUUUACUUCUUGAGCAUCCUUUGAGGAGUUGUCAUAAUUCAAGAGUUGUUAUACUCUCCAGUGAAUCACAUAGAUUUUCGCUAAUUCAGUCAGUUGAAGAUCUUCAUCCUAUGACUUUAUCUCCACCAGCUUAUAAAUAUUGGUCAAUGGGAGCUUACAAUGAUUCAAAACUACUGAAUGUACUUUUUGCACAAGAAUUAUCAAAACGGUGGCCUUCAGUCAGCAUAUUUUGUUGUCACCCUGGCAACUUAGUAUCUUCUGAUCUAGCAAGGCAUUCUUGGAUGUACAGAUUAUUAUUUGCCAUUGUGAGGCCUUUUACAAAAUCAUUGCAACAGGCAGCUAGCACAUCUGUUUUCUGUGCUACAGCUCCUGAAUUAGAAGGUGCGACAGGUCUUUAUUUUAAUAAUUGUUAUGCGUGUAAUGUAUCCAACACAGCAUUAGAUCCGCAAUUGUCAUCUCGUUUAUGGGAAGUAAGUCAAGAAAUGAUUUUAGCUGUAAUAAAAAAAGAAAAACUGUGGCAUGACAUUGCUCUUACAUGAUAAAUAUCAUCAAGAAUUAUACUACAAUCCAAUCAUCAAAAUCAAUUACUAUAUCAAGAGUGGAUGAUGAUUAUUUUAGUAUUUGAUUGACGGACCAUCGGUGCUUGUUACAUUUAUCUUUUCAACUGUGAUUAUCUUCUAAUGCAGUUAAUACCUUGGGUCAUUGGAUUAUUUUAUUUUUAAGAUUAGAUUAUUGCUCAAAAGACUAACAAGAUGCAGUUUUAUCUCUUUGUUUCAAUAUGUUGUUAUAGUCUACAUAUCCAUUCUAGUCAAACCUUUUAUUCUAAAUUACAAAUUUCCAUGCAAAAAAUUUUUCCAUAAGUACAGAUUCAAAGGUUUUUUUUUAUCAUAAAUAAAUUUUUUUAAAAGAGGUAA